AUGACCCGCCGAACCGCGCUUCAUAACCCCGAAGCCAGGUGCACCAAUGGGUCAGAGGAAAACCCAAAGACCAGGAGUCCCACCGGGACCAGGAGUCCCACCGGGACCAGUGAGUCCCACCCAGGACCAGGAGUCCCACCGGGACCAGGAGUCCCACCAGGACCAGUGAGUCCCACCAGGACCAGGAGUCCCACCAGGACCACCUACCAUACCUCUCCCACCACACCACACCUCACCCCACCACACCACACCUCACCCCACCAUACCUCAACUCACUCACCAAACCUCAUCCCACCACAACUCACCCUACCACACCACACCUUACCCCACCACACCUCACCCUACCACACCACACCUUACCCCACCACACCUCACCCUACCACACCACACCUUACCCCACCACACUUCACCCCACCACACCUCACCCCACCCCACCACACCUCACCCUACCACACCACACCUUACCCCACCACCCCUCACCCCACCACACCUCACCCCACCCCACCACACCUCACCCCACCCCACCACACCUCACCCUACCACACCACACCUUACCCCACCACACCUCACCACACCCCACCACACCUCACCCUACCACACCACACCUUACCCCACCACACCUCACCCCACCACACCUCACCCCACCCCACCACACCUCACCCCACCACACCUCACCCCACCCCACCACACCUCACCCCACCACACCUCACCCCACCCCACCUCACCCCACCACACCACACCUCACCCCACCACACCUCACCCCACCACACCUUACCCCACCACAUCUCACCCCACCACACCUCACCCCACCACACCUCACCCCACCACACCUUACCCCACCACACCUCACCCCACCACACCUUACCCCACCCCACCACACCUUACCCCACCACACCUCACCCCACCACACCUCACCCCACCACACCUUACCCCACCACACCUCACCCCACCACACCUCACGCCACCACACCUCACACCACCACACCUUACCCCACCACACCUCACCCCACCCCACCACACCUCACCCACCACACCUCACACCACCACACCUUACCCCACCACACCUUACCCCACCACAUCUCACCCCACCACACCUUACCCCACCAUACCUCACCCCAUCCCACCACACCUCACCUCACCCCACCCCACCACACCCCACCAAACCUCACCUCACCCCUCCCCACCUCACCCACCAUACCUCACCUCACCUCACCCCACCUCAUCCCACCCCACCACACCUCACUCACCCUGCCUCACCUCACCUCAACCCACCAGACCUCACCUCACCCCACCACGUCACCACAUCUCACCUGUGUGUUGCCUGCCUGUUAA
Messenger RNA from Oncorhynchus nerka (sockeye salmon), 1332 nucleotides. RefSeq lists its product as uncharacterized. The record is from RefSeq and is a predicted model, not a curated record. The transcript is spliced from 3 exons. NCBI's taxonomy places the organism in Eukaryota, Metazoa, Chordata, Actinopteri, Salmoniformes, Salmonidae. Bases 1 to 1332 code for a protein of 443 amino acids.